AUGGCGGGUGUUGUUCUUGAGACUCUGAACGUUUGGAAACUGGCCUCUUUCGGAGGCCUGAUGUUAGUUGUGCAGAUUUGCUUUUUCCUCAUUGGUGGCCUUAUUGCUCCAGCACCCAAUACAACGGAUCAAAUUAUCAUGUCAAAAUGCAUAGACCGCUCCGGAGACCCUCUAAAGUGGCAUUUUGCUAGACCACUUUCAAAUGAAAGUUGCCAAGAUAUGCUUCCAGAUGGCGACAUUGAAGAAGUUGUACCGCCGAAUGUGGACGCUAAUCAAAUCGUGUUUAUGGCUCAGUUCCCACACCCACGAGAUGGAAUGGAUUUACGUAUGACCCGGUGGUUUCAGCAAGUAAUGGGUGUGUUGAUGCUGGAUAUCAAACAGAAAUAUUCGCAAGAGUUAGGAAAUACUGAAAUCACAUUCGAUCUACGUCUUGGAUACCGUAAUCGUAAUGAUCCUCGACACGUUUGGCAUGAAUUGGCUCGUUCAGUUGAGGUUCGACCUCUGAAGUGUACACUUGAUCCGGAAGCUAAACGUCAUCAUGGGCAUUCGCAUUCACUUGAUGAGGGCUUUUACUAUGAUUGUGAAGUUUUACCGCUGUUUACGUUGGCUAGCUGUCAUCAUGAAGAGUAUUUGUUGAAUUUGAGAAUUCCUGUAGACGAAAAGCGCAAAAUUAACGUGGGUAUUGGAAGCAUUCAGGAUGUAUGGAUGGUAGAGAUUCACCAAAAUGGAGGGUUUACAAAGGUAUGGUUUUCCUUGAAGACAUUUUCAUUCCCAAUUGUAUUAUUGGCUCUCAUGUUUUUUGGAAGUCGUGUCAGGGAGUUAGAACGUCCUCCAAAUGUAUUAGAAAAAACUAUAUUUACUUUGGGAAUUUGUUUGUCUAUCCUGAAUUGUCCAGUUGAAUGGUUGUCUCUUAUAUACAAUUUUUCAUUUUGGUUAGUCUUGAGUGAUAUACGUCAAGGUUUAUUUUAUGCUACACUUGUCUGCUUUUGGCUGGUUUUCACCGGUGAACAUAUGAUGGCAGAUCCAGCUAGUCGUGUAAAGACUAAUUGCCUUGGAUUGAAAGGUUUAUACUGGCCAAGAUUACUUCUUGUCGCUGGUUGUUGUACUGCCUUAUUCAUAUUCGAAUUAGCUGAACGUGGUGUACAAAUACGCAAUCCAUUUUACAGCAUAUGGUCUCAUCCAAUUGCUGCUAAAAUGGGUUUAACAAGUAUUGUCAUUGGAGCGCUAUGUGCAUUUGCUUAUAUGAUCUAUCUGACUAUACUUGUUGUACAAGCAUUUAUACAAAUAUUGGGUAAACGUCGUUUAUUAAAUAAUCUGCCCGUUGAACAACGUAAAUAUUAUACUGGAGUUAUUUAUCGCUUUAUGAUACUCUUAACGUAUACAAUAAUAUGUGCUGGUCUGACAGUCUCAUUCUUCAUCUUUAAUCAGGUUACUGAAGAUCAAUGGAAAUGGGGUGAAAGAAGCAUAGAAUAUACCUCAGCUUUCAUUACUGGUGUUUAUGGUAUGUGGAAUGUAUACGUGGUUGCUGUCCUCUGCUUGUAUUCUCCAUCGCAUAAAUUCCGUAGUACAACUGGUCAAGAAUUAUACAAUCGAUUGUUAAUUAAACCGCCUGUCACAAUUCCAAUCACUACUUCUACUACUACUAAUGAUGAUAUGCCAGCAGCAGCAGCGACAUCAACAACAACUCAGGAUUAUGAAUUAGAUGUACUGACUGGUAAACAUUCAGAAAAAGUUCACUUAGUCCCUAGAGAGGCAAACAACAACAAUAAUAAUGAGUGUAUACAGUCAACUUCAUUAUCAUCAUCUACAGUGGAAUCAAAAUCAUAUUUCCUUACGGAUGGCUUGAAAUUCAUUCGUAAAGAAGCAUUUGAAUAG
Messenger RNA from Trichobilharzia szidati, 1875 nucleotides. The record is from the annotation of a GenBank genome assembly. Lineage: Eukaryota; Metazoa; Platyhelminthes; Trematoda; Strigeidida; Schistosomatidae.